Molecule: messenger RNA, 2478 nt
Organism: Haliaeetus leucocephalus (bald eagle)
Lineage: Eukaryota; Metazoa; Chordata; Aves; Accipitriformes; Accipitridae
Gene: CDHR4
Product: cadherin-related family member 4
Biological process (GO): homophilic cell-cell adhesion
Cellular component (GO): membrane
Molecular function (GO): calcium ion binding
Source: RefSeq, a predicted model, not a curated record
AUGGGCAUGCACGGACGCCUCACCUUCCUCCUCCUCCUCCUCCUCAGCCUCAGUGCCCCAGGGACUUUCGUCAGAGCGGCAGCCCUGCCUGACCUGCCACGCGUGGUGGUCCUGAGCGAGGAUGCGGUGCCGGGCACCUGCGUGGCCAAGCUGACCGUGUCCUGCAGCAACGUGAGCAGCAGCCCCAAUGUCACCCUGCACGGCAUCGAGCCCGGCCACCCCUUCAACCCCAUCGCCAUCAGCGCUGACCCCGUGGCCCCUGCCACGUUUCAGGCAGAGGUGCGGCUGGGGGACAGGGAGCAGGGCAGGAACCCAUGGGCUCCUGCUGAGCGCCACGUCCCUGCGCAGGUGACGCUACGUGCCGGUGCGGAGCUCGAUGCCCGUCAGGUGAACCAGUACACCCUGAACCUGCGGGCCGCUUGUCCCGGCGAGGACGAGGUAGAAGAGCGGCUCUUCGUCCAGGUGACAGCAGAACAGGCGCUGCGCUGUGACACCCCCUUUGCCACUGCGGGUGGAGACGUGGUGCAGGUGCUGGCGGACGUGGCACCCCGGACGCCCCUGUAUGCGGUGCUGCCGCAGCCACUUGGUGGGCUGACGUUCAGGCUCCGAAACCAUGACACACCACUCACGUUCACCCACCGGGGCCUGGUGCUGGCGCCUGCCGGUGGCUUCGACCCCAGCAAUGACACUCAGAUUUUCAGGCUGGAGAUCGAGGUGAUGGACCGCCAUGGGCACAACUGCAGCGGGGCCGUGAGGGUGGAGGUGCUGCCAUCGCACCGUCCCCGUGUCACCUUCCCUGAGCCGCAGUGGGCUGUGAUGGUGCCGGAGGGCACCGGCCCCUUGGAGGUGGUCACGCGGGUUCAUGCCAGCGGUGACAACGUCCACUAUGCCAUUCUUGCUCCUGUGGCACCCAGACUCUUCACCAUCGAUGAGGUGACGGGUGAGAUCCGCAGCACCCGCCGGCUGGAGGUGGGCCAUGCACUCCUCCUCGUCCGGGCUUACAAUGCGCUGCACCCCACCGACCACGCCACCGCCACGCUCAACGUCACCGUGCAGGGGACAGACCGGCAGGCACCGAGCUGCGUCCCAGCCAUCUCCGUGUCCCAGGUGCCUGAGACAGUGUCCCCUGGCAGCACCCUGGUGACACUGAGGUGCACUGACUCUGCCAGCACCGAGGGGUGGCUGCACUAUGCCCUUGAGGGGCCCCCCGCCUCCCACUCCCGCUUCCGCAUGGAGGGGUCACGGCUGCAGGUCAACACCACCCUGGACUAUGACUCGGAGGCCGUGGCCGCCGUGGGCUUCCAGUUCACGGCCACCAUCAUUGUGACGGCAGGAGGGGAGCCCCCACGGAGCACCCGCGUGCCCGUGCUCGUGAUGGUGACGCCCGUCAACGAAUUCACACCGGUGUGCCCCAACGGUGCCACCUUCACCGUGCCGGAGACGGCGGCUUUUGGCAGUGUUGUGGGGCGUGUGGCCGGCACCGACCGCGACUACCCACCAGACAGCCUCGAGUACAGCCUGGAGGGGGGCCCCAGCCCCGCACAGCCUUUCUCCAUCGACACGCGCACCGGCGAGAUCCGUGUGGUAGGACCCCUCGACUCUGAGCAGCACAAGAGCUACAGGCUGACCGUGCGGCUGACAGACAUCCACAACGACCUGGACCCAGCGAAGCGGCGGAGCCGCCUGUGCGAUGUGACCGUGCACCUGCAGGCUGUGCCGGACCAGGCGCCAGUGUGCACCCCUGAGGUGCAGGAGCUGCGGAUCACGGCCAGGUCGGGCGGCCGCCAGUCUGUCACCCGCCUGGCGUGCCAGAGCAGCCCCAACGGUGCCAUGCUGUCAUACACCAUCACUGGAGGUGAGGAGCAGCCAAGCCACAGUACAACCCAGCCCCUCACUGCGACCGCACUGAGCAGACCCUCUUGUCCAGGCAACGAGGAUGGGCGCUUUCAGCUGGAGGGAAACACCCUCUUCUACCUCCCCAAUCACCUGGCCGAGCCCCGCACUUUUGUGCUGCUGGUGGAGGUACGGGGAGGCCCCGGUGUCCCCCGCCGCAGCACCACGGUGGCACUGGUGGUGCAUGUCACCCCCUGGAGCACCCCAGUGCCACCCAGCACCACCACCCUGUGCACAACGCUGCUGAAGGAGCCACUGGUCGUUGUGAGGACAGAGGUGGUGUGGCACCCGCCGGCCUGGUUCGUGGCUGUGCUGACUGUCUCCGGUGCCCUGCUGCUGGCUGCCCUGGGCUGCAUGGCCCGGACCCUGCUGUGCAGCAACCGAGACUCUGGCAAGCUGCUCCUGGACAAGAGCUCCUGGGACGUGGCAGAGCAGAGCGGGGGUGAGGAGGAGCGGGGCCACCCCCACGCCGGCAGCCUGGAGCAGUUCGACGGCCGUGCCCAGGACCCACCGCUGUCUCCCAUCUCAGGCACCGGCAGGGACUAUCUCUUCAACAGCGUGACUGGGGCACGGCGCUGGAUCUGA